AUGAAUGAUUCUGAAGUUCGAGCUGUCCAACAAGUUUGUUUCGAAGUUGAGUGUAUGCGCUGCCUGUCAUCAUCAAAUCGUCGCUUGUUCUACGAUCCGAAGAAUCCUAAGCUCCUUUCUGAUGAAGAAAUCAAUGAACUUUCACCAGCAGAAUGUGAUGCAGCUUGUCUACAAGUUGAUCAGAUUCUCGUUUCACUUCUUCAGAACAUCGAUGCCAACUUUGGACGAACCCAUCGUACUAUCACUCAUAAAAUCUUACCAGAGGUGGAGCGUUAUGGUGAAGCAAGUAGAGGGAUAUGGGAAGGCCUCAAAUUCUGGCAACACUUCUUUGAGGCUUCUGCAAAUGUUCAACUGUCAGGUUACGACGACGACGAGACGGAAACCUCCAAACUGACCGAAGACGAAAGGCGCGAUGAAUCUUUACAAAACGACCUGGCUUCAGAAGAUGUUUCGCAGGACGUACCCCCAUCACCCAACGAAGAUCAGGACCUAUCAUCAAGCUCCCUUGUUCGUAUUUGCUUUUGCUAUGAACAUCCCUAUAUGAAGUAUCAGUAUUCAACCCAGUCCUGA
Molecule: messenger RNA, 570 nt
Organism: Melampsora larici-populina 98AG31
Lineage: Eukaryota; Fungi; Basidiomycota; Pucciniomycetes; Pucciniales; Melampsoraceae
Exons: 4
Coding region: 1-570 (189 amino acids)
Biological process (GO): attachment of spindle microtubules to kinetochore
Cellular component (GO): mitotic spindle pole body; mitotic spindle; DASH complex
Source: RefSeq, a predicted model, not a curated record